AUGUCUUAUAAGGAGAUUGGUGCCCAUCUGGGAAGUGAGAAUCCGAGCUUCCUGAGGCGAGAACAGGUCUCUCGAAUUAUCCGUGAGCGCAUUCUCACGUUCCCAAGAACUGCCGCGUGGGGCAAUUACUCCGCGUUCGCCGACUUCGUCCUGCUGGGGCUGUUCCGCAGCUCGCGCGCGCCCUGGCUGCUCUUCGCCCUCAUCCUGCUGGUCUUCCUCGUCUCCAUAGCCAGCAACGCCACCAUGAUCGUGCUCAUCCGCGCGGACCCCCGGCUGCGCACGCCCAUGUACUUCCUGCUCAGCCAGCUCUCCCUCAUGGACAUCCUGUACAUCUCCACCAUCGUGCCCAAGAUGCUGCUGGACCAGGCGACGGGCCGGCGAGCCAUCUCCUUCGCGGGCUGCACGGCCCAGCACUUCCUCUACCUGACCUUGGCGGGGGCCGAGUUCUUCCUGCUGGGCCUCAUGUCCUACGACCGCUACGUGGCCGUGUGCAGCCCGCUGCGCUACCCGGUGCUCAUGAGCCGCAGGGUCUGCCUGCUGAUCGCGGCGGCGGCCUGGCUGGGGGGCUCCCUGGACGGCUUCCUGCUGACCCCGGUCACCAUGCAGUUCCCCUUCUGCGCCUCGCGGGAGAUCAACCACUUCUUCUGCGAGGUGCCUGCGCUGCUGAAGCUGUCCUGCGCCGACACCUCGGCCUACGAGACGGCCAUGUACGCCUGCUGCAUCCUCAUGCUGCUCAUCCCCUUCUCCGUCAUCGCGGCCUCCUACGCCCGCAUCCUGCUGGCCGUGUGCGCCAUGCGCCAGGCCGACGCCCGGCAGAAGGCGGUGGCCACCUGCUCCUCGCACAUGGUGGUGGUCAGCCUCUUCUACGGGGCCGCCAUGUACACCUACGUGCUGCCCCACUCCUACCACACGCCCGAGCAGGACAAGGCGGUGUCGGCCUUCUACACCAUCCUCACGCCCAUGCUCAAUCCGCUCAUCUACAGCCUGAGGAACAGGGACGUCGCGGGCGCGCUGCGGAGGGCCCGGGAGCGGGGCCUGUGUGCCGGGCGGGUGACCGCUUUCUGA
Octodon degus (degu) is the source of this 1065-nucleotide messenger RNA. RefSeq names its product olfactory receptor 2T27-like. Gene Ontology annotation, molecular function: G protein-coupled receptor activity; olfactory receptor activity. Gene Ontology annotation, biological process: G protein-coupled receptor signaling pathway. The record is from RefSeq and is a predicted model, not a curated record. Bases 1 to 1065 code for a protein of 354 amino acids. The transcript has 3 exons. Lineage: Eukaryota; Metazoa; Chordata; Mammalia; Rodentia; Octodontidae. Gene Ontology annotation, cellular component: membrane.